This is a messenger RNA of Moneuplotes crassus, 1103 nucleotides long. NCBI's taxonomy places the organism in Eukaryota, Ciliophora, Spirotrichea, Euplotida, Euplotidae. The record is from the annotation of a GenBank genome assembly.
AAUAGAAACUAAUGGAGCAUUCUGAACCAACGUAUGCCAUUGAGAAAGAGAAGGUCUGGAGAAGCACCCUCGAACAGGAAAGCUACGAAUUUGCAGACGUCCAGCCUGCCAUCAAGGAGAUGACACAUGAUCAGAUUAAGAAGGACAAGGAAGAAAGCAAGAUUGAUCUGUCAGAAGCCAAUGUUUUUAAGAGUUUCCCUGUUUCCACCAUGAAAUGGGUCACCAAUAAGUUGUACUAUAUAGAUAACAAAUUUUACACCCUUAUUGACUAUGAAAAGAGCGAGGAUGGAAAAAUUAUUAGUUGCAAGUUACUUAGUCACAAAGGGAAGGAUGAAAAAGUACUGACUGAUCCAGACGAAAUAUCUUUGCUUAGGGAUUACAUAAACAUCAAUCUCAGAAUAUACUCAGAAACUGGAUCUGGACAGAUGGCCUCUGUUCCUAUUAAGCUUCAGAAUAAGCUUUCUACUGAGCUUGGAGAACAUGUAGAGGCUAUCACAGGAAUGUCCUUUGGUCUAUUCAAGUUUUUCCGUGGAUCUACCAUCAUUGAUGGUGAUAAAUUUUUAAGUUCUUAUCAAGAUAUUGAAGAAGAUAUGGAAAUCAUUGGAGCAGCAGGAUUUUCAAAACCUUAUAAGUUUAUGAGAUUUAAGAGUACAUACGAGUGGCCUCAUUGGGGUUAUAACAGAAGUACAGUUGAUGCAGCUUGCUGGAUUCCUAAUAAGAACGUUAUCUUAUAUGGCUUUAGCGUCUACGCUGCCUGUGAACCUCAAUUUAAUCUUUCUUUCAAAGUUUAUAUCAACGAUACUGUAGUAGAGGAAGGAGAAAUGACUUGUUCAGAUUAUGAAGACAAGUACUUCUGCAGGAUUAUUCUGAAGAAGUUCCACUCUGUUAAGGCUAACUCGAAGUUGGAGAUCACCGCUCAGUUGACGAGAGUUGGCAGUUCUGAUAGUUAUCUUGAUUUUUACUAUGGAGAGCAAGGAAGUAUGUGGAGAGAGGUAGAGAAUGAUCACAUGGACCUAUGGACAGUCGAGUCCUCCUCGAAGAGCGGCAGUUCGAGUAUUAGUUACGGAAAUUUCCCAGAGAUUAUGUAUUAUGUAUAAGAUGUU